GAGAGAGAUUUAGAUCUACGACAGCCUUCACUUAUUGUUGACCCGUUUCAGCAACUGAUUCUUUCAAUUCCACUUUUUACGCUCCACGCCCUUUUGAUUUUCUGGCCUCAGUUUUCCUAAAUUUCAGCUAUUUUUCACGUGAUCUUGUCUUUCAAUUUCUGUAAUGCGGCUUCUCUCGUUCUUUUUUUCCCACUUCACUUUUCUUCAUAAAGAUUCGUUUGGCAUAUUUUGUCGUUCUUGUCUUUUCACCUCUGAAUUUGGAGUCGUUUGGCAUAUUUUGUUAUCUCUUUCAGUGUCCCGUGAUUUCGGGGAUAUUUUAAUUCUUAAUCCUCAUUAAAAAACACUACAAUAUUUUCAUGCUUUUUAUAAUCUGUGCAUAUAUAUUUUUAAUGAUAGGUUAUGUGGCUAAAUUUGUCAACCGCUUAGGUAGACUAAUUAAUUGAGCCGUUUAUUCUUGCAAAAUUUAUUGAUAUUGAUUUCUUGCCGAAUUUCUACUAAUAUUUUAGUUGCUCCAUUUUUCCUUUCUAUGCUUACUUGCUACUAGUAGUUUCCUUAUUUUUGUGGGUAAAGAUGUGGAUAGUGUAUAAAUAUGGAUAAAAAUUUUACUUAUAUGGAGAUCUUCGUUUAUUUGUUCCUAUUUACACAGUUGUUGGAUAAGAUCAUAUUUAUUUUGCUAAUAUGUAAUCUUUUGUCCUUUACUCAUCUUCUUGGAUCCAAUUUCUUCUUUCAUUUCUUGUGGAAUUUGAUUUUUGGGAUUGAUUUUCAUCUUUUUCUGCUGACAUUGUGGUUAAUCUAGAAUGUAAGAGGUGUGUAGUUCAUUGUGUUGGUUUUGUAGUUUUAGACAUUCUAUUUCUUGAUAGGCAUAUUAUCUAUACAGACUAAUUGCAUUUUCAUGGUCUAGUAAUCGCACCGACCCUCCAUCAGAUUCAAACUUUGGACCAUGAAAGUGCAGGUGUUGGCAAUUGAAACUAAAAAUAUAACAUAUAACUGUCUCACGUCGGUGGCAAGAGAAAACUGAAACUAGUAUAUAAGUCUCAUGGGCCCCUCCUCCUAUGACCAAUUGGUUUUAAGAUGGAACCCAUGGAUUUCUAUCAUGCAGAUAGUAGAACUCGUGUCGGGAGGUCUUAGAAGGCUAUGGAUUGCGUGAAGGUUCUUCUUGAUGGUGGAAAGGGGGGAGUGGAGGGUGCAAAAGAGCUGGGGCUCAAGAAUGUGAGCUCCCACUGCUCAAUAUCAGAGAUGGAUGAUUUUGAUCUCUCUAAGCUACUUGAGAAGCCUAGAUUGAACAUUGAGAGGCAGAGGUCAUUCGAUGAGAGAUCAUUGAGCGAGUUAUCAGUUGGUCUGUCGAGAGGUUUAGACAAUUACGAUAGUUACUCACCUGGUCGGUCAGGAUUGGACACCCCUGCCUCGUCUGCUAGGAACUCGUUCGAACCACAUCCAAUGGUUGCUGAUGCUUGGGAAGCCCUCAGACGCUCGAUGGUGCACUUUCGUGGUCAGCCAGUUGGCACAAUUGCUGCUUAUGAUCACGCUUCUGAGGAGGUCUUGAAUUAUGAUCAGGUGUUUGUUCGAGAUUUUGUGCCGAGUGCGUUGGCUUUUUUGAUGAACGGGGAGCCGGAUAUAGUCAAGAACUUUUUGUUGAAGACUCUCCAACUUCAAGGAUGGGAGAAGAGAAUAGACCGAUUCAAGCUUGGCGAGGGUGCUAUGCCGGCUAGUUUCAAAGUGCUUCACGACCCUGUUCGCAAAACUGAUACGAUCAUAGCAGAUUUCGGUGAAAGUGCUAUUGGAAGAGUGGCGCCAGUUGAUUCUGGUUUCUGGUGGAUAAUUCUCCUCCGAGCAUACACAAAAUCGACGGGUGACCUUUCUCUGGCAGAGACUCCUGAGUGCCAGAAGGGGAUGAGGCUUAUCUUGGCCUUGUGUCUGUCUGAAGGUUUUGACACGUUCCCUACUUUGCUGUGUGCUGAUGGUUGCUCGAUGAUUGAUCGUAGAAUGGGAAUCUAUGGCUAUCCCAUCGAGAUCCAGGCGCUCUUCUUUAUGGCUCUAAGAUCUGCUCUAUCCAUGUUGAAGCACGACGCAGAAGGCAAGGAGUUCAUCGAAAGAAUAGUGAAGCGUCUCCACGCUAUGAGUUACCACAUGAGGAGUUACUUCUGGCUCGAUUUUCAACAAUUGAACGACAUAUACCGGUACAAAACCGAGGAAUACUCUCACACUGCUGUCAACAAGUUUAACGUGAUCCCUGAUUCGAUCCCAGACUGGGUUUUUGACUUCAUGCCCACGCGUGGUGGUUAUUUCAUCGGAAAUGUCAGUCCUGCGAGGAUGGAUUUCAGAUGGUUUGCUCUUGGUAAUUGUGUUGCCAUAUUGUCUUCUCUUGCCACUCCAGAGCAAGCUUCUGCUAUCAUGGACCUUUUCGAGGAGAGAUGGGAGGAGCUCGUCGGAGAAAUGCCCUUGAAGAUAUGCUAUCCGGCUAUUGAAAGCCACGAGUGGCGGGUUGUGACCGGAUGUGAUCCAAAGAAUACGAGAUGGAGCUAUCACAACGGAGGUUCUUGGCCAGUGCUUCUAUGGUUGCUAACAGCUGCGUGCAUCAAAACCGGGCGCCCACAAAUAGCGAGACGAGCAAUCGACCUUGCAGAGAGCCGCUUGCUGAAGGACAGUUGGCCUGAAUACUACGACGGGAAGCUAGGGAGAUACAUUGGGAAGCAAGCAAGAAAAUACCAGACAUGGUCCAUUGCAGGAUACCUUGUGGCAAAGAUGAUGCUCGAAGAUCCCUCCCACUUGGGGAUGAUCUCGCUCGAAGAGGACAAGCAGAUGAAGCCCGUCCUCAAGAGAUCCUCGUCGUGGACCUGCUGAUCAAAGGGAGCAGCACGUUCGAGUUAAUGAUCCAACGACAUAAUGUGUUAGCACGAUGGAAGCCUGAGGCGAGAUGCGGUUUUGCUUGUCGGAAUCGGAACUAUGAUUCUUUGGCGAUUUCUCCCCCCUUGUUUGUAGGUUUGGGUUCAAGAUUUGGGUGUAAUUAGUCUUUGAAUCUCCUCCCUUAAUUUUCCUAAUAAAGAAAAAACAAUUUCAUCGUA
Messenger RNA from Salvia splendens (bonfire salvia), 3062 nucleotides. Its product is annotated as probable alkaline/neutral invertase D. The record is from RefSeq and is a predicted model, not a curated record. Lineage: Eukaryota; Viridiplantae; Streptophyta; Magnoliopsida; Lamiales; Lamiaceae. The transcript has 5 exons. Gene Ontology annotation, biological process: sucrose catabolic process. Bases 1135 to 2841 code for a protein of 568 amino acids. Gene Ontology annotation, molecular function: endo-alpha-N-acetylgalactosaminidase activity; sucrose alpha-glucosidase activity.